AUGUUUACCGGCCUCGUGGAAAUUAUAGGGACUGUCACUGCCCUAGAGCAGCUUGACAAAACAGCGAGCGGAGGCGGCGGAACCUCGCUCACCAUCAGCGAUGCACAAGCCAUCUUGGAAGGCGCUCAAUUGGGGGACAGUAUCGCCAUCAAUGGAACAUGUUUAACUGUUACGGAUUUCGACAAGACUUCCUUCAAGGUCGGCGUCGCUCCCGAAACUCUCCGCAAAACGAACUUGGGCUCGCUCACACAGGGCUCCAAAGUGAACCUUGAACGCGCUGUUUCAGCGUCAACACGCAUGGGGGGCCACUUUGUGCAAGGCCAUGUCGACACGACCGCGACCAUAGAGUCUAUCACUCCCGACGGAAACGCGCUCACCUUUCGCUUCAAACCGCGCGAUGCAAACGUUCUUAGAUAUGUGGUGUACAAAGGAUACGUCACCAUCGAUGGAGCCAGUUUGACUGUGACAAAAGUGGAGGAUGGGCCUGAAGGCUUCUGGGAGGUCAUGAUUAUUGCCUACACACAAGAGAAGGUUGUUACGGCAUCGAAGAAGGUUGGCGAGGAGGUCAAUGUUGAGGUCGACCAAGUGGGAAAGUACGUUGAGAAGAGCGUAGCCGGCUACUUCGAAGGUACCGCAAAUGGCGAGUUCGCGAUCCUCGAGAAGAUGGUGUCGAAGCUGGUUGAUGAGAGACUGAAGGCGCUCCAAAAAUGA
This is a messenger RNA of Didymosphaeria variabile, 711 nucleotides long. It is a transcript of the gene RIB5, whose product is annotated as Riboflavin synthase alpha chain. The transcript is spliced from 3 exons. Gene Ontology annotation, molecular function: riboflavin synthase activity. The record is from RefSeq and is a predicted model, not a curated record. NCBI's taxonomy places the organism in Eukaryota, Fungi, Ascomycota, Dothideomycetes, Pleosporales, Didymosphaeriaceae. Gene Ontology annotation, biological process: riboflavin biosynthetic process. Bases 1 to 711 code for a protein of 236 amino acids.